Molecule: messenger RNA, 2090 nt
Organism: Suillus clintonianus
Lineage: Eukaryota; Fungi; Basidiomycota; Agaricomycetes; Boletales; Suillaceae
Product: WD40-repeat-containing domain protein
Exons: 5
Coding region: 99-1736 (545 amino acids)
Molecular function (GO): protein binding
Source: RefSeq, a predicted model, not a curated record
CAUAGGAUCCGGGCCGCGUUUGGCUAGCACCAGUAGCUGAUGUUCUCAACGUCACACGCAGGAUCUUCAAGUUGCCAGUAAGGCUAGCACUUCUAGUCAUGGCUCGCACUUCGUCGUUACUGGCGUCGACGACUCCGAGUGUAAUCGCACCAGCAGACGUUACCAUCGGCCAUGUGCAGCUUCGAGAUUUAAUCAUAUGUCCACGCGAGGCGGGCAUCGUCAAUUACGUUCAUAAAAACUCGAUUAUUGAGCAUGAUCUUCAUACACCCGACCUGGCACCAAGGCCCAUCGCUGAUCUCGCAUUUGUCCCAAACACGCUUUCCUCGUUAAACCUUUCUGAUUCCCCACAUACACUCCUCGCAGCAGGUGGUCAGGACACCGAGAUUCACCUCUCACUUCACAGUCCAUCGCGUACCCGUCCGCUCUGGCAGUUCUCGCGCAAGCUCAGUGGAAGCAUCAAUAAUUCUGUUCUCCUUGCACGCGCAUUCAACAGUUCUCACGAACCACGGCUCAUCGUGAGUAAUAAUGACUGGACAGUUCGCCUAUACGACGUACCCCUCCGUAGGCCGCAGGACCUCAGGUGCUGUGGGACCCUCAGACUCGAAGAGCCUGUGAAUCACUCUUCUAUAUCGCCUGACGGCCGCACCCUACUUUCAGUCGGAGACUCUCCUCGGAUCUACCUUCACUCCCUUUCAGGCAGCGCCCGCCUUUCCUUCAAUCGCGUCACAACAUUACAGAUCCCGCCCCCUGUCUCUCUCCAUCCCAUCUCUCUCGUAGCGUCCUUUAGCACCGCAUGGAGCGCCGACGGACUUAAGUUCGCUGUCGCUUGUCAAGAAGGAGUUAUCGCAAUCUGGGACGUGCGGAGCACAAAGCCGCUGAAGGUGCUGUAUACGAGUCGUGAAAGGGGCGGUGGUGACAGCGGGUGGAUGAGUGAUGACCCAUGGGACUGGACACGCGGAGCUUCACGUGCGCCAGGAUGGGGCGCACGGAGCGUCAAGUUCGGGUGUGGUGGAGUUGGCGGGCGGGCUGGACAUGAGGUGAUGACGUAUACUGAGCACACAAAUCUCUUGCACGUACUUGACGCUCGAACGUUCGAAACCGAAGAAAUCAUCCACGUGCCUAACUUCUCUUGCAGCAAAACAAACUCCGCUCAUACACCUGCCCCUCCCUCACUCAGACACUCAGGAGGCCGACUGAGUACACGUGCCGCACGCCGCGACGACGGCAUUGUCGUCAUACCUCUGCACGGUGCACUGCCCCGGACGACGUCAUGGACGAGCGCACCGCCCUCUAGGAUGUCAGAUCGGACAGGUGGCGGUGAUGAGGGCGAUACAAUGGACCUCGAUGAGCUCGAGGUGGACUGCUUGUCACGUGGAGGCUCGCCACCUCCAAUAAACUCGUACCGCCCCCCAAGCCCAUAUCGGCCCAUCAGCCCAUCGCCUCUCUCUUCCCAAAUUUACCGUCCUGCAAGUCCGCCGUACCGCCCUGUAAGCCCCCCGUACCGCCCCAUGACACCCUCAUUCCACCCCUACCGGCGCACUCCGCGGCGAACGCAUGGGGAGGAAGGAGAAGUCGAACGUGUAGGAAAUGUGGCAGAAAACGAAGACAUGGAUAUUGCAGGGACAUGCUUCGACCCAACAGGAGGUUUCCUAUAUGUUGCGACGACGGCUGGUGUUGCUGAGUGGACCGUGCACGGUUCAGAAAAACGUUGGUGGGGGAGUGGACAGUGGGCUUAGUGCUCCGUUUUUGCCUCCCCUCGCGUGUUCCAAUGCGCACGUAUGUCCUUUCACGAUUUUCGGACUUGUUACAGACACUGGCGGUUUAAUUCUGCGGGCCACAUGUAUUUUUGUGCUCAAGUGGUUUUAUUUAUUACUCUCUUUCUCUUUCUUACUGAUCAUGUUGUUGUCUUAUCUCAUCUUCGUCGUCGUCUCUUCAUGUCCACCUACCCAUGUCAUGCUUUUCGUGUCUGGCCGCGCUGUCAUGCUCAUCUCAUGUACCGUACUAGUUGCAUUUCUAUAUUCUGUUUUCUGAUGUCUGUAUAUGUACACACUCACGAACUUGAUACCAACCACGCUAGUGAUUUCAUGAUG